UCUCAGUCUCUCCACACGAUCACUCGCUCUGCCUCUAUACAUUCCACAGUCUUCCCCAGUCUCUUUCUGCAGCAAUGGCUUCUCUGGUUUUCACUCCCUUCAUUCUACCCUGCUCCAAAUCAGAGCACUUCUCUUCCCUCUCCCACAUCAAAGUCUCCCUUUUCCCCCGCCUCACCCAACCAUCAUCCAAGGUCUUCUGCGCCGCCACCGGCAACGGCCUCUUCACUCAGACCAAGCCGGAAGUUCGCCGGAUCAUACCAGACCCCUACUCCGCCGGAGAACUCCCACUCCCCCGUGUCAAAAUCGUCUAUGUAGUGCUUGAAGCGCAGUACCAAUCAUCUCUCUCCGCCGCCGUCCGAACCCUCAACGCCGGCCGCCGCCACGCCUCCUUCGAGCUCGUCGGAUACCUUGUCGAGGAGCUCCGAGAUGAAACCACUUACUGCACCUUCUGCGAUGACCUCGCCACCGCCAACAUUUUCAUCGGCUCACUUAUUUUCGUGGAAGAACUGGCUCUAAAAGUAAAAACGGCUGUGGAGAAAGAACGGGACCGGAUGGACGCCGUACUCGUCUUCCCGUCCAUGCCCGAAGUCAUGAGACUCAACAAGCUAGGAUCUUUUAGCAUGUCUCAGCUAGGCCAGUCCAAAAGCCCUUUCUUCCAGCUCUUCAAGAGGAAGAAACAGGGCGCCGGGUUCGCCGAAAGCAUGCUGAAGCUAGUCCGAACACUUCCCAAGGUCCUCAAAUACCUCCCCAGCGACAAGGCACAGGACGCCAGGCUUUAUAUCCUCAGCCUCCAGUUCUGGCUCGGCGGCUCGCCGGAAAAUUUGGAAAAUUUCCUCAAAAUGAUCUCAGGCUCCUAUAUCCCUGCGCUCAAGACGUCGAAAAUCGAAUACUCCGACCCCGUUUUGUUCUUAGACAGCGGAAUCUGGCAUCCGAUGGCUCCUUCCAUGUACGACGAUGCGAAGGAGUAUUUGAAUUGGUAUUGUACGAGACGGGAUCUUAAUGCCCAGCUGAAAGAUCCCAAAGCCCCGGUGAUCGGAUUGGUAUUACAGAGAAGCCACAUCGUGACCGGAGAUGACGGGCAUUAUGUGGCGGUGAUAAUGGAAUUGGAGGCGAGAGGGGCGAAAGUGAUACCUAUAUUUGCCGGGGGGCUGGAUUUCUCAGGUCCGACGGAGAGAUAUCUGAUAAAUCCGGUGAAUAACAAGCCUUUCGUUGACGCGGUGGUUUCGCUGACAGGAUUCGCGCUCGUCGGAGGCCCGGCAAGGCAGGAUCAUCCGAGGGCGAUAGAGGCGUUGAGGAAGCUUGAUGUGCCUUACCUUGUAGCUUUGCCGCUGGUGUUCCAGACAACGGAGGAGUGGCUUAAUAGUACAUUAGGAUUGCAUCCGAUUCAAGUGGCUUUGCAGGUGGCAUUGCCUGAGCUCGACGGCGGGAUGGAGCCGAUUGUAUUCUCCGGCAGGGAUGCCAGAACGGGGAAAUCUCAUGCUUUGCAUAAGAGAGUGGAGCAGCUUUGUACAAGAGCUAUAAGAUGGGCAGAGCUCAAACGGAAAUCAAAGGAAGAGAAGAAAAUCGCGAUCACGGUUUUCAGCUUCCCGCCGGAUAAGGGCAAUGUGGGCACCGCGGCCUACCUCAACGUCUUCGCCUCCAUUUUCUCCGUUCUCACCGAACUCAAAAAAGAAGGAUACAACGUCGGCGAUCUCCCCGACACAGCCGAAACCCUAAUCGAAAACAUCAUCCACGACAAAGAGGCAAAGUUCAGCAGCCCUAACCUGAACGUAGCCUACCGGAUGAGCGUCCGCGAGUACAAAUCCCUAACUACCUACGCCACCGCCUUAGAAGAAAGCUGGGGAAAACCCCCCGGAAACCUAAAUUCCGACGGAGAAAACCUCCUCGUCUACGGAAAGCAAUUCGGAAAUGUCUUCAUAGGCGUGCAGCCUACUUUCGGCUACGAAGGCGACCCGAUGCGUCUUCUUUUCUCCAAAUCAGCUAGCCCUCACCAUGGCUUCGCCGCUUAUUACUCCUUCGUGGAGAAGAUUUUUGGCGCUGACGCCGUGCUCCAUUUCGGCACUCAUGGAUCGCUGGAGUUCAUGCCGGGAAAGCAGGUGGGGAUGAGCGAUGUUUGCUAUCCCGAUAGCCUCAUCGGAAAUAUACCUAACAUAUAUUACUACGCCGCGAACAAUCCGUCGGAAGCUACCAUAGCCAAGCGAAGGAGCUACGCUAAUACCAUAAGCUACUUGACUCCGCCGGCGGAGAACGCCGGGCUUUAUAAAGGUCUGAAGCAGCUCUCCGAGCUCAUCUCCUCUUACCAGUCCCUCAAGGACACAGGACGCGGGCAGCAGAUUGUUAGUUCAAUUAUCAGUACCGCCAAGCAGUGUAAUCUGGACAAGGAUGUCAGCUUGCCGGAGGAAGGAGAAGAGCUCUUGCCUAAAGAAAGAGAUCUUGUGGUUGGAAAGGUAUAUUCCAAGAUCAUGGAGAUCGAAUCUCGAUUACUUCCUUGCGGACUCCAUAUAAUCGGAGAGCCACCAUCCGCAAUUGAGGCGGUGGCCACGCUCGUCAAUAUCGCCGCGCUGGAUCGACCGGAAGACAAUAUUUUCUCCCUGCCGGGAAUUUUGGCGGAGACUGUAGGAAGAAAUAUUGAAGAUGUAUACAGGGGAAGCGAUAGAGGAAUUUUAGCAGAUGUAGAGCUUUUGAGGCAGAUAACAGAGGCUUCACGAGGAUCCAUUACUGCUUUUGUGGAAAGGACGACGAAUAAGAAAGGGCAAGUGGUGGAUGUCGCAGAGAAAAUCACCUCAAUGUUUGGAUUUGGUCUUGCCGAGCCAUGGAUUCAGUACCUGUCGAAAACGAAAUUCUUGAGAGCGGACAGGGAGAAGCUGAGAACUCUGUUCCAGUUUCUAGCCGAGUGCUUGAAUCUUGUGGUGGCUGAUAACGAAUUAGGAAGCUUGAAAAUGGCUUUAGAAGGAAGCUAUGUUGAGCCUGGGCCAGGUGGAGACCCUAUAAGAAACCCAAAGGUUUUGCCGACGGGGAAGAACAUUCACGCGCUCGAUCCGCAGGCGAUUCCCACGGCGGCGGCUAUGCAGAGCGCAAAAGUGGUUGUGGAUAGGCUGCUGGAGAGACAGAAGGUUGAUAAUGGCGGGAAAUAUCCGGAGACGGUCGCUCUGGUUUUGUGGGGGACGGAUAACAUCAAGACUUACGGCGAGUCUCUUGCUCAGGUGCUGUGGAUGAUCGGAGUACGGCCGGUGGCGGACACAUUCGGCCGCGUAAAUCGAGUGGAACCCGUCAGCCUUGAAGAACUCGGCCGACCUAGGAUCGAUGUUGUCGUCAAUUGCUCCGGUGUCUUCCGAGAUCUAUUCAUUAACCAGAUGAAUCUACUGGACCGAGCAGUGAAGAUGGUGGCGGAGUUCGAUGAACCAACGGAGCAAAACUACAUCCGCAAACACGCACUGGAGCAGGCAGCGGAGUUAGGAUUACCAAUCCGAGAAGCAGCCACCCGUGUCUUCUCCAACGCAUCGGGCUCCUACUCUUCCAACAUCAAUUUAGCAGUUGAGAACUCGUCUUGGAACGACGAGAACCAGCUUCAAGACAUGUAUCUAAGCCGCAAGUCCUUCGCCUUCGACUCCGAUGCCCCCGGCGCAGGCAUGAUCGAGAAACGGAAAAUGUUCGAGAUGGCGCUUCGAACGGCGGACGCCACAUUCCAAAACCUUGAUUCGUCGGAAAUCUCGUUAACUGAUGUGAGCCAUUACUUCGACUCCGAUCCGACGAAUCUCGUACAGUCGCUUAGACGCGACGGGAAGAAACCGAACGCCUAUAUCGCGGACACGACGACGGCGAACGCGCAGGUAAGGACGCUGGCGGAGACGGUGCGGCUAGAUGCGAGGACGAAGCUGCUAAACCCUAAAUGGUAUGAGGGGAUGAUGGGGAGUGGGUAUGAAGGCGUGAGGGAGAUUGAGAAGAGGUUAACGAACACGGUGGGAUGGAGUGCGACGUCGGGGCAGGUGGAUAACUGGGUGUACGAGGAGGCGAAUAGUACCUUUAUAAAGGAUGAGGAGAUGCUGAAGAGGAUGAUUGAGACAAACCCUAACUCGUUCAGGAAGAUGGUUCAGACCUUCUUGGAGGCGAGCGGGAGAGGGUAUUGGGAUACUUCUGAGGAGAAUUUGGAGAGGCUCAGGGAGUUGUAUUCGGAGGUGGAAGACAAGAUCGAGGGUAUUGAGCGCUGAAAUACUUUUCAGUUGUUCGUUUCUUGAGAUGGACUGCUCAUUUGUAUCUUCCAUUUGUUAAAUUUCUUCUACUUUUUGCGGGCUUGUGCUGCAUGUCAAGGGUGGGAAUGAAAUUAACCCAUUCAAGAUUUGGUGUAAAGGAGGAUGUGGUAAAUCCUAUAUAUCGGAUUAUUAAAUAAUGAGGCAGUUAAAUUUAAAAAAA
This is a messenger RNA of Dendrobium catenatum, 4410 nucleotides long. Its product is annotated as magnesium-chelatase subunit ChlH, chloroplastic. The record is from RefSeq and is a predicted model, not a curated record. The transcript is spliced from 4 exons. Gene Ontology annotation, biological process: chlorophyll biosynthetic process. NCBI's taxonomy places the organism in Eukaryota, Viridiplantae, Streptophyta, Magnoliopsida, Asparagales, Orchidaceae. Gene Ontology annotation, molecular function: magnesium chelatase activity. Gene Ontology annotation, cellular component: chloroplast. The coding region runs from base 75 to 4208 and encodes 1377 amino acids.